AUGAUUCUGUAUGUACGCAUUGGUUUUACACUGCUUAGAAAAUGGGCUGAUGGUGGUGUAUGCACAAGUCAAGCCAAACUGACUGGUAAAACAGUUAUAAUCACAGGAGCUAACACUGGCAUCGGUAAAGAGACAGCUUUGGUACUAGCAGAACGAGGUGCACGGGUAAUUCUUGCAUGUCGAGAUAUACUGAAAGGUGAAAGGGCUGCCAAUGAUAUAAUCAGAGAGACUGGAAAUCAAAACGUAGUUGUGAAACAGCUGGAUCUGGCAAAUCUAAAAACAGUUCGUAAAUUUGCUGAUGAUGUCAUCAACAAAGAAUCCCACCUAGAGAUAUUGAUCAAUAAUGCAGGUGUAAUGGCAUGUCCAUACUGGAAGACUGACGAUGGAUUUGAAAUGCAAUUUGGUGUCAAUCACCUUGGCCAUUUUUUACUCACCAAUUUAUUAUUAGACUUAUUAAAGAAAUCAUCACCAUCACGUAUAAUAACAGUCUCAUCACUUGCUAUGGAAACUGGACAGAUUAAUUUUGAGGAUAUUAAUUCUGAAAAGAACUAUGUACCUUGGGUAGCAUACUGCCAAAGUAAAUUAGCCAAUGUGUUAUUUACAAGGGAGCUCAGCAAAAAACUUGAAGGUUCGGGAGUGACGGCUAAUUCACUUCAUCCUGGCAUAGUAGCCACUGAACUAGGUCGAUACAUGAACCAGGACCACUCAAUAUGGAAACCGGUUUUGAUGAAGAUUCUUUAUUUUAUGAUUUUUAAAACCUCUCAGCAAGGAGCACAAACUACAAUCUGUUUAGCGCUGGAUGAGACAUUAACAAAUACAAGUGGUGUUUAUUUUAGUGACUGCGUACCUAAAGAAGUACCACCACAAGCCAGAGAUGAUGACACAGCUAAGAAAUUAUGGGAUAUCAGUAGUGAAAUGGUUGGUCUAUAAGAUAAGAUGGUAGAGAUACUAUGAAAGUAUUCAGUGUGGAUGUGGUGUAUUUUAAAACACCUAUUACCUUGUUUCGACAACAGCAAACACAUUUCUCUUUGGUCUAUACACGGUAGAGUGACUGUGGUCUAUACAAAAACUAUUUCCCCUUGGACGAUGAUCAGAGCACCCG
Messenger RNA from Saccoglossus kowalevskii, 1102 nucleotides. Its product is annotated as retinol dehydrogenase 13-like. The record is from RefSeq and is a predicted model, not a curated record. NCBI's taxonomy places the organism in Eukaryota, Metazoa, Hemichordata, Enteropneusta, Harrimaniidae.